AUGGAUAAGGGUAAGUCUGCAUUAUGUUCUUCUGGUCGAGUUCCAAAAAUUGAAAGGAAAAUUGCGGAGAAGAGCAGGAGAGAUCGGAUGAAGAUUCUCUACACGAACCUCCACUGUCUCCUCCCAAAUCAUGGCUCCAAGAAAGCCAUGUCAUUGCUUGAUCAAAUAAAUGAAGUUGUGACAUACAUCGAAAGUUUAAAGAUGAAGGUGGAGGAGAUGAAGGAGAAGAAGAAAUACUUGUUGCAAAGGAAAAGAUCACAUUCUUGCAUUACAAGUGAAAUUCAAGCCAACACAAAGUCUUCACCGCCUUUAGUAGAAAUUCAUGAUAUGGGACCAAAUAUGGAUGUCAUUUUUGUUGUUGGGCUUGAUGAUUUAUCAAAGUUUUACAAGAUACUACACUUGCUUCAUGAAGAUAGUAUUGAAGUUGUCACCGAUCGGCCAUUUUCCGAGGGUUUCCGAAUACCUAAACCUCCGGUGUCCCGUUCCUUCCCUGUGGCUGAAGAUAGACUCUGGCUUAGAACCUAA
Molecule: messenger RNA, 525 nt
Organism: Fraxinus pennsylvanica
Lineage: Eukaryota; Viridiplantae; Streptophyta; Magnoliopsida; Lamiales; Oleaceae
Source: the annotation of a GenBank genome assembly